AUGGUCAAAAAUUGUUGGCCAGAUUCUGACAUAUGUGGAAGAAAUGCAGAAGUGGUUUUUCAAAAAGCAGCACCAGACAAUCUCUGCAUCAUCUUUGACAGAAAGAAAGAAAUGGAAGAAGAAAAUCGCCAAGUGGUGCUGUUCCCGUUCAUGGCCCAAGGGCACAUCAUCCCCUUCCUUGCAUUGGCCCUGCAGAUAGAGAAAAGACACAAAUACAACAUCACCAUUGUCAACACCUCACAAAACAUAAAAAAGUUACGAUCUUCUCUUCCACCAAACUCUUCAAUCACGCUUCUCCAAAUCCCUUUUACUCCCUCCCACCACGGCCUCCCUCCCAACACAGAGAACACCGAUACCAUCCCCUACAACCUCGUCAUUCGACUCAUCCAAGCCUCCACCACUCUCAAACCCGCCUUCAAAAACCUCGUACACAACCUCAUCGUGCAAAACAAAAACCAGAAACUCCUCGUCGUCGCCGAUAUUUUCUUCGGCUGGACCGCCGCCGUUGCCAAAGAACUCGGCGCCUUCCACGUCGUCUUCAGCGGCUGUAGCGGCUACGGCCUCGCCUGUUAUUACUCCCUCUGGCUCAACCUCCCCCACCGCCGCGUGGACCCCACGCAAGAACUUUUCACCUUACCGGACUUCCCCGAAGCACGUGACAUUCACCGCACGCAGUUACCCAAUAACAUUGCAGAAGCCGAUGGCUCAGACGCGUGGUCGUUGUUUCAACAACAGAAUCUCCGGGAGUGGGUCAACUCCGACGGGGUUUUAUUCAACACGGUGCAUGAGUUUGACUCCGUUGGGCUGGGCUACUUCAAAAGAAAACUGGGCCGGCCCGUUUGGGCAAUCGGCCCGAUUCUUUUCACCGGGUCCGGAUCGCGCGGGAAAGGUGGCGGAAUCGACACGAAACUCUGCAUCGAAUGGCUCGACUCAAAACCCUCGAAAUCUGUUCUAUUCGUUUGCUUCGGGUCGAUGAACACGAUCUCCGCUUCGCAGAUGAUGGAGUUGGCGAAAGCAUUGGAGCGGAGUGGGAAGAGUUUCGUUUGGGUUGUGAGACCACCGAUCGGGUUUGACAUAAAUUCGGAGUUCAGGGAAGAGGAGUGGUUACCCGAGGGCUUUGUCGAGAGGGUUCGGGAAUCGGGGAAGGGUUUGGUGGUUCACGAUUGGGCGCCUCAGGUGGAGAUUCUGUCGCAUCCGGCGGUUUCGGUGUUUCUGAGUCACUGCGGGUGGAACUCGGUGGUGGAAUCGCUGAGUGAAGGGGUGCCGAUUCUGGGGUGGCCGAUGGCGGCGGAGCAGUUUUUCAACUGCAAGUUCUUGGAGGAAGAGGUUGGGGUUUGCGUGGAGGUUGCGAGAGGGAAGAGUUGGGAAGUGAAGUGUGAGGAUAUUGCGAAGAAAAUUGAGUUGGUGAUGGAGGAGACAGAGAAAGGUAUCACGAUGAGGAAAAAAAGUGGUUACGUUAGGGAUAGGAUUAGGGUUUCUAUGAAAGACGAAGAUGGGUUCAAGGGGUCUUCUGUUAGGGCCAUGGAUGAUUUCUUGUCCUCUGCACUGUCCUAA
Sphenostylis stenocarpa is the source of this 1554-nucleotide messenger RNA. The record is from the annotation of a GenBank genome assembly. Lineage: Eukaryota; Viridiplantae; Streptophyta; Magnoliopsida; Fabales; Fabaceae.